CUCAUAGGACCUAUGCAGAGAUUUCAGAGAAUGCCCUCUUGUCCCUCAUCACAGCUCUUUACAGAGGUCCUUAAGGACCACCUCAAGGAACCCAGGCAUUGUUUUUCUCUAAGAAAGUAGUAGAGGUAGGAAAAUUACUAGGUCAUUUAGCAUGAGGUCAAAGGACCAGGGAGCCUGUGUAGGAAGUAGAAGGCCAAUUGUGGGCCCUCAAGUCAGCCAGACAAUAGCAGGGUCUAGAGAGGGAUGGAGGUUGUAGGCUGCCAACACCAUCCUCUGUGAAUGGGAACAGUCCAGUCAUCAGUGCCAAAUCUUGGCACUGAUGCCCAAUCUUGGCACAAGCUGCCCAAUCUUGGUGACUUAACACAGAGCUGUUAUGUUCACAAAUUCCAUGGGUUAGACCCUUGGGGAGGAUGGCAUGAGAAGGUCCCUACAACAGGACUCCUGGAAAGACUUCGGCACAAGCAGUGGAUGACUGGACUGUUGCUGAUCACAGAAGAUGGUGGCAGGAACCUGUCGUCUCCAUCCGCUUCUAGACUUGUCAUCCAUCGCCUGGCUGGCUUCAGGACCUACAAACAGCUUCUGAUUUCCCACCUGGACUUCCUUACUCAUGGUGACCUGUGAUCUUGGCCACUUUGAAACACCAUCUCAAUGAACAAAACGUCUGGAUUCAGGGUCUUAUCUGACACCAAAGAGAACUUCCUGUACCACAACCAUGACUGGAAAAACUACCAUGGACUUGGCUUGGACCCCAGAACUUUCUCCCACGAAGACCAGAACCCAAGGCACAUGAGGCGUCAAGUGAAUUCGAAUCAUGAAGCAUGCCAGGCCACCCCUGACAUCUACUUUGUUCUGGAUAAGUCUGAUCGCAUGCUGUAUGGCUGGCCACACAUUCACAAGUUUGUGCUGGAUCUGGUGACAAGGUUAUCAAACCAGGAUCUGCGAGUGUCUAUCAUCACCUACUCCUGUAAGGGCAACGUCAUCUUGCCCAUCACUGGGGACAGAGAAGAAAUCCUCAAGGGUAUUGAAAGAAUAAAGUAUACCAUAACUGCAGGACAUGAACUCAUUUACGAAGGACUGUGGAAGGCAAAUAAGCAGAUAAUAAGGAUAAGAAGAGGUGUCCAGCACCCCAGCAUGGUCAUCUUCUUGCUUGAUGGCCCUCUGAGUAAUCAGGCCUAUGGGUAUUCAUUGGAAGAGACUAACGAUACUCGAAAAAUGGGAGGAUACGUUUGCGGUGUGGGUACGGGCCAGUCUGAGAGAAAUCAGAUAAUAGGACUUUCAGGUGGUCACGAAUAUGCAUUUACAAAUAAGAAAAUUGAACAUCUGAAUGACCUCAUUAUACCAUUAGCAUCCAAGGCCUGUCCAUCCCUUAAAACUGCAAUUACACGCAUUAUAUGUAUAAGAGAAUCAAACCCAGUGGUACUUGAAGGGUACGGCUUUGACUUCGCCAGGCGUAAAGAAGACGUUAUCUGCAGGUUCUAUUUAGAUGACAUAAAAAGGACUAUCAAAGAUUUUCCUCCCAUCAAUAUAACCAAGACGACUGUCACUUGUCCUGGACCAAUUGUAGAUUCCGCGGGAAGAGCGAUCCAUAUUCAUCUCAGCCUGGACAAAGGAAAAAACUUCCUGCACAACCGUUUAUACGUUGCCAGUAGGACAUGUGGCAAAAGUCCGCUAACUACAGUUAAAUAUGGCAGAAGAACAACCACUAGGAGAACCACAACCAAAACCACAACAAGGACUACCACUACAACUACCACAACUACCACAACUACAGAAAGCCCCCCAGUGCUAAAGCCAAGCAUUGAUAAAUUCAUUUUUGUCCCUAUACUCCUGGCCCUGCUGCUGAUCCUGUUGCUGAUUGGUUGUUUCUGGCAGCUGUGCUGUGUUCCGCCUGUAGAGGAGCUGCCCUUACCUAAGCCCCAACCACAGCCCAGAGAGAAGAAACAACCUCCUCUGGUGUCUCCUCCAGCACCCACAGGACCUGUAAACCCACCCCCCAUUGUGAUCAUCUGCUGUUGCACCUGUCGUGGCCUGUAUGUGAGCAGAGACGCCCAGGGCAACAUGACUGUGUGCAACUUCAAUCCCCUAUGCUGCCCCCAGUUGCCAUUGAUAUGGCCUCAGUAUGGUGACCAGGGGCGGUUUACCAAUUGGAGGCUCCUGAAGGAACCCUGCAUCCCCAAGGUCAGCCUGCCACCUAGACCAGAGCAUCUGCCUCUAGCUUCUUGCUCUCAGUGCCACUGUCUCCCAGCUAGCCACUCCAGGCAUCCCUCUAGUUUGCGGCAGCUUGCUCUUCAUCCCUGGGCUCCCAGAGCUCCACGGUCACUUCUUCCUACAUAGUGGACAUUUCAGGUGCCACCAAGUGAAGACUAAGUGGUCUUUGCUGUAUAUUCUGUAUAUUGGGGUUAAGAUUUUAAUAAAGGAAAUAAUAGAUUGGAA
Messenger RNA from Mastomys coucha (southern multimammate mouse), 2433 nucleotides. RefSeq names its product anthrax toxin receptor-like. Lineage: Eukaryota; Metazoa; Chordata; Mammalia; Rodentia; Muridae. Gene Ontology annotation, cellular component: membrane. The transcript has 19 exons. The record is from RefSeq and is a predicted model, not a curated record. Gene Ontology annotation, molecular function: signaling receptor activity. Bases 649 to 2334 code for a protein of 561 amino acids.